Messenger RNA from Daktulosphaira vitifoliae (grape phylloxera), 953 nucleotides. Its product is annotated as RWD domain-containing protein 1. Gene Ontology annotation, biological process: cytoplasmic translation. Lineage: Eukaryota; Metazoa; Arthropoda; Insecta; Hemiptera; Phylloxeridae. Bases 154 to 846 code for a protein of 230 amino acids. Gene Ontology annotation, molecular function: protein binding. The transcript has 5 exons. The record is from RefSeq and is a predicted model, not a curated record.
AUGUUGUUUUAUUAUAUUAUUAUUCAAUAAUAUAUAUGUUUAAAUGUAAUCAUAGUAUUGCUGUGUGUAUUAUUACAAGCCUGAUUUGAAUGAGAAAUUUGAGUUUUAUUUUUAAUAUUAAUAAUCGUAGUUAUUUAAUAUAAACUGUAACAAAUGGAUUAUAAAGAAGAGCAACAAAAUGAAAUUGAUGCGUUAGAUUCAAUUUACUGUGGUGAAAUGAAAAUAUUAGCUAUAGAACCAUUCUAUCAGUUUGAAAUUCCAAUAAAAUCAGAUGAAUUUGAUAGUGAUCAACAUGAUAUUGGCUUGUCAUGUUGUUUGAAAUUUCAAUAUAUUGAUAAAUAUCCAGACGAACCUCCAAUUGUUGAAAUUGAUGAUGUGGUUGGUUUUGAAGAUCAAGAAAAUGAACUUUUAGAACAUUUAAUUCAGCAGGCCCAAGAUAAUGUUGGAAUGGUAAUGAUAUUUACCUUGGUAUCUGCAGCACAAGAAUGGAUGAACGAGUACUCUGACAGAGAGAAAAAACAAAAAGAACAUAAUGAAGAAAAAAGAAGAGAAAAAGAAAUUGAAGCUGAAAUGAAAAGGUUUGAAGGAACCAAAGUCACAGUAGAAUCCUUUUUGCGAUGGAAAUUUCAAUUUGAAGAAGAUAUGGGAGUUUUAAAAAAACGAAAUGAUGAAGAUAAAAGUAAAAAAAUGACUGGACGUGAAUUAUUUAUGACAGAUAAGUCAUUAAAUGAAUCUGACUUAAAAUUCUUAGAAGAAGGUGAUUCAAUCAAAGUUGAUGAAUCAUUAUUUGAAGAAAUAGAAGAUUUAGAUUUGGAGGAUGAAGAAAGUAGUGAAAAUGAUGAUUAAAAUAAAUUUUAAAUGCUAAUAAUUAUGUUAAUUUUUUGUCUCAAAUUGUACUAUUAUUUAAGGAUAAGUAUAAAGUAAAUUCUUAUUAAAGUUAUUGAAGAAAGUAA